CCACCGCUCUUGCGCUGAAUCUAUUGUACGAGAUGAUUCUGUCCAAACCGUCCAAGAUAGCGUUUGUAGGAAGCAUUGAAGCUGAUACGACCAAGAUUCUAGCCGCUGUAACCGGUCAAUGGGGCUUUAUCCAGAUGGGCUUUGCCAACUCUGCAAUUGGUCUAUCGAACCAUCUUCUCUACCCAUACUUUAUACGAACAAUGGGAAGUUCAUCUGACCUUAACAAGGUAAAACUUCAAAUCUGUGAACGAUUUGGUUGGAGGAAGAUAUCUACCAUUACUGAAGCUACUGAGCCACACGCUGGGAUUAUGGAGGAUUUACACGGAUUGUUAGAAUAUCAGAAUUUUACAUUAGUAUCCAGGCAGUCAUUUUAUUACGAUCCGGCUGGGGUAAUCAGUAGAUUAAAGCAAAAAGAUGCCCGGAUUAUGGUUGCUAGCUUCUCAGAGGAUACUGCGAGAAAAGUAUUGUGCCAGGCGUUCAUUCGUCAGCUGUACGGUCCGAAACAUAUCUUCAUCUUUCGCGGAUUCCUUGAGAGUAACUGGUGGAGAACUUCCGAUAAGCAUGAGAAUCUUGGAUGUUCCGAUGAUGAUAUGAUGGCUGUUCUGCAGAGCGUCAUCACGGUCUACUUCAGUAUGUACGCGAGGAAGAAGACCGCUGCAGUUACAGCACAGACGGCUCUGUCUUUCCGAGAGGAGAUGUCCCGGCACCUAGGGUCUAGGGUCUCGCUCAACACCCGGGAUGUUGCCGCCAAUGCCCACGAUGGAAUAUGGGCCAUCGGUUAUGGAUUAAACUCAUCUCGCGCAUACAUGGGCAAUAAAACCCUCCAUGAAUACACGUAUGAGGACAGAGAAACCACCGAUAUAUUUUACGAGCACAUUCUGGAAUCGCAGUUUUACGGUGUCUCGGGCCCAGUAGGGUUUCAGGAUGAUGGGGACAGGACUGGUGUGUUCAUCAUUGAACAAAUAAGAGAUGGAGCGCGUGUCGUAAUAGGAACCCUACAGCAAGGUGGAGUUAUUCAAUGGCUUUUACCGACCGGGGAAAUAUGGGAGAGGACUAACGGUCGACCACCGUCCGAUGAGGACCGCACUCACGAGGUCCUGGUCGUCCAGUCCAUCUCUAAGGUUACAGUGGUCAUCAUGGGUGUCCUAGCUGCAUUGGGCGUUACAUUAGCAGUCUUCUUCUUAACCUUCAACAUUAAAAAUAGGAAAAAGAGAUAUAUCAAGAUGUCAAGUCCAAAUCUCAAUAAUCUUAUCAUCAGCGGCAUAUGCUUGGCAUAUAUCUGUGUCGUGUUACUGGGUAUUGAUAUCGGGAUACUAACACCUCGAAAUCAGUACAUAAUUUGCGGGGCGCGAGUGUGGCUCAUCUCCUUUGCAUUUACUGUAGCGUUUGGAGGAAUGUUCACCAAGAUGUGGAGAGUCUAUAGUAUUGUUAUUAAUAAACGCACCAUGAGGAAGGUGAUAAAGGAUCGUCAUCUAAUUGCCAUCAUCCUCGUGCUUCUGAUGAUCGACAUCACCAUCCUCUUCACCAAGGAGAUCGUUGAUCCUUACCGCGUGGUCAAUGAACUCAUCGAACAACCUAGGACGCAGGAAGAUCGUGCAAAUUUUGUACAGUACAUCCACGUUUACCGUCGCUGUUCUACCAAGUAUAAUACAGUUUGGACCGUCAUCCUUACAGUCUAUAAGUCUUUUCUCAUGAUAUUUGGUGCCUUCUUAUCAUUUCAGACUAGGACAGUCAGCGUGCCUGGAUUAAACGACAGUUACUAUGUUGGGUUGUCUAUCUAUAACGCUUGCCUGUGUUGCGCCGUUGCCGUGCCUCUGUCGCUUUUCAACAUCAACUCACUCAAUGUGACUUACACAGUGACAUCAGGAUUCAUCGUCUUUUGUGCAACAACUAUUCUCUGUACACUAUUCCUACCGAAGGCUCACAUCAACGAGCCCACACUCACAGCUAUGUGCUCACAUCAACGAACACUCACACCCACAGCUAUGUGCUCACAUCAACGACCCCACACACCCACAGCUAUGAGCUCACAUCAACGAACCCGCACACCCACUCUCAUAUAUAGCUAUACAGGCUCACAUCAACGAGCCCACACUCACAGCUAUGUGCUCACAUCAACGAACACUCACACCCACAGCUAUGUGCUCACAUCACAACACACCUACACACCCACAGCUAUGUGCUCUCAUCAACAAACCCACACUCACAGCUUUGUGCUCUCAUCAACAAACCCGCACACCCACUCUCACAUAAAGCUAUACAGGCUCACAUCAACGACCCCACACACCCACAGCUACAGAAAACUACACACCUACAAUCACAGCUAUAGGCUCACAUGGGCGAACCCACAUACAGACCCACAGCUUUGGGCUCACAUCAACAAACCUACACACCCACAGCUAUGUGCUCUCAUCAACAAACCCACACACCCACAGUUAUGUGCUUACAUCAACGAACCCGCACACCCACUCUCACAUAUAGUUUACAGGCUCACAUCAACGAACUGA
Lytechinus pictus (painted urchin) is the source of this 2507-nucleotide messenger RNA. Its product is annotated as gamma-aminobutyric acid type B receptor subunit 2-like. Gene Ontology annotation, molecular function: G protein-coupled GABA receptor activity. NCBI's taxonomy places the organism in Eukaryota, Metazoa, Echinodermata, Echinoidea, Temnopleuroida, Toxopneustidae. Gene Ontology annotation, biological process: gamma-aminobutyric acid signaling pathway; G protein-coupled receptor signaling pathway. Bases 33 to 2507 code for a protein of 824 amino acids. The record is from RefSeq and is a predicted model, not a curated record. Gene Ontology annotation, cellular component: membrane; G protein-coupled receptor heterodimeric complex. The transcript is spliced from 15 exons.